ACUGAUUGAGAACAAUUUUAUAAUUUCAUUAGUUUAAAGUAUGGCCAGUUUCUUUGGAGAGGUCGUAUAUCCUGUUUCAAGAGCAUUUUGGAAUGACGAAGAUGAUCACGAAGUCCUAGAAAAUACCGAAGACACUAGAGAGUUUGUAAUUAACUGGAUCGAGUCUGAACCAUCGAAAUUAGACAAAUUCAUAAUUGUGGAAGGAGAAAUGAUGAUAGAUUUUGUUACAAAAACUAUACUUGAAAAUUCAAAACUCGUUUGUAUUAUAGAAUAUGAUUGCGAUAAGAAUAGUACAAGAAUUUAUUUAAUCGAUAAUAGUAUCUAUGUUUGCAUUGUUAGUACGAAGCUUGAUUUGAUACAUACCGGACAGUUAACAGAAGCUAUUGCACCCAUAUUAUCUAAUUCAGUUAAUUUGUACACAUUAACAAGCGAUCACAUGCUUCAUUUUAAAAGUGAUGAAGAAACGAAUUCAAUAUCUUUCUUAAAAAAAUUAUGUUCAUCUAGAUCACAAAGUAAUGAAAAUAGUGAAAUUUCUACUUUAAACCAGCCAAAUUUUGUUACUGGUGCUUGUGCUGGAGUGUUCACCUAUGCAGAGAUGACUGAUUUGCCUUGUAUUAUGUACAUACUUUACACCGAUACAUUUAUUUUAGAUUCCAAAAAUGCAUUACCACUUGUAGAAUUAUUUUCCGACUUAUUUGGAAAACGCCCUAAUUUAUCAGCUGUAAAUUCAAGCUUCUUCAAUAAAGGAAAUUUGUACAUGUAAUUAUUAUGCAUUUUUGAUUUUUUUUUUU
Messenger RNA from Ceratosolen solmsi marchali, 791 nucleotides. RefSeq names its product Proteasome assembly chaperone 1 (gene PSMG1). Lineage: Eukaryota; Metazoa; Arthropoda; Insecta; Hymenoptera; Agaonidae. Gene Ontology annotation, cellular component: endoplasmic reticulum. Gene Ontology annotation, biological process: proteasome core complex assembly. Gene Ontology annotation, molecular function: proteasome binding. The record is from RefSeq and is a predicted model, not a curated record. The transcript has 5 exons. The coding region runs from base 41 to 763 and encodes 240 amino acids.